Molecule: messenger RNA, 2572 nt
Organism: Pygocentrus nattereri (red-bellied piranha)
Lineage: Eukaryota; Metazoa; Chordata; Actinopteri; Characiformes; Serrasalmidae
Gene: slmapb
Product: sarcolemma associated protein b
Exons: 10
Coding region: 260-1504 (414 amino acids)
Source: RefSeq, a predicted model, not a curated record
CUGCAGCCUCCCUUGGCUGCCUGUGCUCGGAUGCAUGACCAUGUGGGCCAAGCGAGACCUACGAAUGAGCGGUUUCAGGGGAGACUUGCAGUGAAGAUCUAAACGGAAACCUUCGUAGAUGUUCCAUAACAACAACCCAAGGGGCGCUUUUUUAUUUAACUCUUAUUAACACAAAUAUCAGCCCAGGCUCGAAGUCAGAAACUUAAGCUCUGCUUUACGAACACCACACUUGUGCUAGCUGCCUCUCCCAUUCCCCGAAAUGGAAUCGUCCAACAUCUCCUCAGAAACGCGAAUGUGUGAAAGAUUUGAAGACCCGAAACGCUGCUCCUCCUCAGCAUCGGCAAACGGCGCUGCAGCUUCAGAAGAGAACAUGGAGGGUCAACAACUGAAGGAUCCCCCGAAUAAAGUGUCACUAAUAAAAGAUGAGUUGAGUCGGAGCUCCAUGGAGGCCAGUGAGUCGGAAAAGGUGAUUCAGCACCUGAACCAGGAGCUGAAGGAAGCCCAUGACCAGGCCACUGCGGGAAAACAGAAGUGUAUAGAGCUACAAGGACUUCUUGAAGAGGAGAAGAAGGCCAGCAAGCAGCAGGCAGAGGAGUCAGCAAAGCAGAUGAAAAGCCUUCAAACUCAGCUUCAGAAAUUACAGGAUGACAUGGAACAUCUCAGGGAUCAGAAGGACAGUACCAUCUUCAGUAUGAGACAGGAAGUGCAUGCGGCUCAAGAAGAGGUACAGGUGUUGCGCCGCACAAUGGAGAAGACAGCAGCUGAGAGGGAUCAUGAGGUUAGCGCCCUAAAGGGCAACCUAGCAACGCUGACCACUGAGCUGGAGAAAUGGCAGCUGGCGGCAAAUAAGUACGAGCGUGAGAUUGAAGGCCUGCAUGCCUCUCACCAGAAGCAGAACCAGCAGAGGGACAAAGCUGCUAAACAGCAAGCGAUUGAGCUGGAGAAGGCGCAGCGGGACUAUGAGAGCCUGCAGAGGGAGUGUGUGUCUCUCAGGUCAGAGAGAGAGCAUCUGUCUGUGCAGCAGCAAAAGGAGAAGAGCAGCCUGCAGAGCGAAUGCAGCACCCUGCGCACUGAGAAUGACCAACUCCUGAGCAAACUGCAGCAGCUGGAGAAAGAACUGGACAGCUGCAAGAAGCACAGCUUGAAUCUCACCAGUACAGUGCAGGUCCUGGAGAAGACACAAGUUGACCUGCAAACGCGGCUGAGCACUCUGCAGGACGAGCACCAGAGAGUAAACAGCCAGCUGGAGCAGAGUAGCAGCAGGACCAAAGAGCUGCAAAAAGAGUACGAGGAGACACAGACCGAGCUGUCAGGCCUGAGGGAGAGGUGUGAGCAGACAGAGCAGGAGAAGCAAUCUCUCGGCUUGGAGCUGAAGCAGUGCCAAGCCACCCUGAAAGCUCUGCAGGAGAAAAGCAACCAACUGUCUUUAUUGCCGCCCAUCCUAGCCGUAGUCAUCGGCCUUGUCCUGGCUUUGCUGUAUUGGUGCUUCGGCCCAUUGUGGUAGAAAGGAAAGAUGGAUCAGGUGGAUGCCUGUCGCUGUUGUAACGGUUGCCGUGACAGCCUACAUGCUUACAAAGACCUCAACUUGAGCACCUGGCAUGAUGAACCAGUAAACACAUGCAUACGCACGCACAUUUUCAAUAAUAUACCGAUGUUUUGCCCUCUUGUUUUAAGAGGUGCCCUACGUGUGAAUUUGUGUAACUUGUACUUGCAAUAUUAAAGGCUAGCGGCAUUAGAUUAAUUGUGUAGGGUAUCGAGUCCAUAUCAGAUCCGAUUUGAAGCUGCUGCGGCGUUUAGGUAAGAACAAAAACUCUAUUGUUGUAGGGUUUUGGUGUACAAGUUGAAACUGCUGUUUUUUCCUUAUUGCAAGACGGUGAUUUUAUUAUUUGGUUUGUUUUGCCAAACAAGUAUGUACUGUAGUAAUUUGCCUUACCAAUCUGUUACUCACACAGAAGUCAACCCAUUCAUUAAUGCAGUGAUUCUCAAACCUGUCCUCAGUGCCCCCCUGUUUGAGAACCACUUUUCACUUUUUGGUCGUGUUACCAUGAAAAUUAAGCUUAUUUUAGUAGUUCACCUAAUUAAAAGCAAUAAUGCAUUUGAAACAUUGACUCCCAUAUGAAACCGCGCUCGAUAAGUAGAUGCCUUUUCUCUCCUGCAUCCUCAUGUAGUGUUUGUGUGAUGGCCAAUUCUGACCUCUGUCUUAAAUUUUCAAUAUAGACGUCAAAACGUUGUCUAUGCACUGUACAUUAUUGUUCUAAGGCUUUAAGUUAUUGACAACUACUACACAGGAAGUUUAAAAAUAAAGAGCACUAACUUGUCUCAAAGAGACUCUUAACACACUCACUAAUUUGUUUGUUACUUGUACAGAUUUACUGAAAACCAAAAUAAUAAAAAGUACAAAAAAAACAACGUGACUUGUGAUUUGUGUGACACUGGAUUGUUGUUACCCUUGUGGUUCUGUGCUCAUUAAGGUGAAGUAUUAAUGUUAGCUCUACUUUCAAUUAUUUGUAGACUGUUUCAGUUUAUUAAUUUUUGGUGAUGAAUCUCAAUUAAAUGCCGUUUCACUUUGGAA